AUGCCGGCCAAGUCAGUGAUCUUCAUGGACUUGGUGAAGUUCGACGGGCAGCGGCGUCGACUGCUGAACGCCGGGGAGUUUGCGCAGAUGGCUGGACGCGCGGGCCGCCGGGGAAAGGACCCUCAAGGCCACGUCUAUGUGAUGCUGCACAGCUCCGAGAUCCUGGACCAGCCUGUGGAGUACAUUCUCGAGGACUUGUACUCUUCCUCGGCGCCUCAGGUUUCCAGUUGCUUUCGGCUUCGUUGGUCCUCUUUGCUGCAUCUCAUCUCCACCGGGCCAGCGCACCUCUACUCGAUGCUCACGAACAGCCUGCUCUCAUUCGCCGAUCCCCUGGCGGCAGAGGAGCUCAAGGACGAGGCCGAGCGGAAGAUACGCGCCCUGCAGGCCAUGAACUUCGUGGACUCCUCCUGCUCUGCCCUGCCGAAAGGAACUCUUGCUUGUCACUUCUUCGUACCAGACGAUGGCUUGCUUGUGUCCGAAAUCGUCCUGGCCCUGCAUGGUUUCAUUGGGUUGAGUGCUGCGCAGAUCUUUGCAGUGUGCGCAUGCUUCGUCGCAGAGGGAAGGCAUCCGGACAACUGGAAACGCUACGUUUCCGACGCCAAGGUCAAAGAGAGCAUUGCGACCUGUAAAAGCGUAGCUCAGCAAAUGGCUUGCCGACUCCACACCUUUUCGCUUCCGUGCUUCGAACGCUGCGAUCAGCUGACAUGUGGGUUUUGCGAUGGAGCUGCUUUCGCCGCUGCACGCGUGAACCCGAGCUUCGCGGAAACUGCUUACAGAUGGGCUCGCGGAGACGACUUCACCGAAGCCGUCUUGCAGAGCCGGGUGCCGGUUGGCGGUGAGGGGAUUGUCGUGCGAACCCUCCGUCGGCUCGACGAGUUCAUGAGGGAAGUGACGUUUGUCCUGCGCCAUGACCUCGGUGCAAUACAGGUGGCAGAUUCCAUCCGGGAGGCGCGGCUUCAGGCGCGUCGGGGUGUCGUCGCGAUGCAGUCGGUGUAUCUUGGCGAGCAGGACGAUGUAGCCGGCGAAGAGCUCGAGCCUGAACCUCCUUUUCCGCAACAACUGUUGCCACUAGGCCCCGGGUGGCUGGACCCUUUGGACAUCAUGUUCAGCCAGGGGCACUGCGCGGCGAAGUUUCGAAGACCCAUUGAGACAGGCACCUCAACAGCGGCAUCCAUCCUGGAGCUGGCGCAGGCACUUGCUCAUGGCGACUUGGACAUCUCUCAGUUUAGUCUGGAGGUUUAUUGGUUUCGACACCGCUUCUACUCGCUGGGCAACCGCCGUCUUGCCGCCUUCCGGCUGUGGAGGUUGCUGGUAGGGACUCCACUGUCAGUGCCCGUCGUUGUGGUGGACAAGUCGAGGGCCGUGAAGCGGCAUUGGCUCUCAAAGUUCACCACCGGGUUCACAGGGGGACGGAAAAUCCGAGUCACACAUACCGGAGAUUACAUUGGAAUGAGCCGCGAGCAGUCCACCUACGGCCAGUCUUUGUGGUGCGCAUGA
Molecule: messenger RNA, 1497 nt
Organism: Symbiodinium necroappetens
Lineage: Eukaryota; Dinophyceae; Suessiales; Symbiodiniaceae
Source: the annotation of a GenBank genome assembly